Molecule: messenger RNA, 1367 nt
Organism: Arachis duranensis
Lineage: Eukaryota; Viridiplantae; Streptophyta; Magnoliopsida; Fabales; Fabaceae
Exons: 4
Coding region: 210-983 (257 amino acids)
Biological process (GO): translation
Cellular component (GO): cytosolic large ribosomal subunit; ribosome
Molecular function (GO): structural constituent of ribosome; 5S rRNA binding
Source: RefSeq, a predicted model, not a curated record
AGAAAAUUAGAGAAGUCAUUUGAAGUCGAACCCUGGAGCAGCAGGAAGCUCCAAAGCCUAAACCUCAGAAAAAUCUCCACUCUACUAUCUUCCCCCAUCAUCCCCCGCCGUCGUCCCGUCGCCGUGACGGCCUUCUCCGCGUCGCAUCUAGCCGUCGCAUCCCGACAUUCUCCCAAAGCGCCGACUAACCUAAAACCCCAAACCAAACCAUGCUCCGCCACGUCAUACUCUCCAGAUUCUCCUUCCACCUCCGGCGCUUCUCCCAGUCAUCCGCCGCCGCGGUACUCCACCAUGAGCCACCGGAGGUGCAGCCGCUGACAUACCUAGAAGGCUUUCCGAGACCGGACUCGAAAUACGACGAGACGAUACUCGCAAUUCCUCGCGCGAAUUCGGGGAAGAACAUAUCGGCGAAGGAACGGAAGGUUGGGCGCGUGCCUAGCAUUGUGUUCGAGCAGGAGGACGGUCAGCAUGGCGGCAACAAGCGCCUCAUUUCCGUACGGACUAACCAGAUCAGGAAGCUCGUCAACCAGCUUGGCCGCUCAUUCUUUCUCUCCCGCCUCUUCGACCUCGAAGUCCGGUCGGAGUUCGAAAGCGGGGACGUUGUUGAGAAGGUUCGGGUUUUGCCCCGCAAGAUUCAUUUGCAGGCAGGCACAGAUGCACCAUUAAAUGUCACUUUUCUAAGGGCUCCAUCAAAUGCUCUGUUGAAAGUUGAGGUCCCUCUUGUAUUUCGAGGAGAAGAUAUAUCCCCUGGACUGAAGAAAGGUGCUGCUUUGAAUACCAUCAAAAGGACUGUUAAGUUCCUAUGUCCUGCUGACAUUAUCCCCCCAUAUAUUGAUGUGGAUUUAAGCGAGUUGGAUGUUGGCCAGAAGUUGGUUAUGGGAGAUCUUAUUGUUCACCCUGCGCUAAAACUUAUUCAGUCAAAAGAUGAACCUGUUUGUAAAAUUAUGGGCCAAAGGGUUUCUGAACUACAAAAGAAAAAGUAAAGCGCAUUUUGUCACCUUUUGGCAGGUAUUACUGCUGCGUUGAAGCAUUUUAUAGCUAACAUGUAUCAUUUGCAGUUAUCUUAUUAGUGAUUCUUGGCAGCAUCAUAGGAGAUUGUUUGUUAUAGUAUUAAGAUGUUAGGUUCUCUUCUGCCUCGAUUCUUUUGGCCCUACUGAGUUUUCAUAUUUCAAUUCUCUGUUGUUUCUGCCGUUUCUUUUGGCAAUAAUGAAGAUACGGGCAAUGAGAAUAUGAAGUUGAUCCAUUGAGCUUUGAGUGUGCAAUAUAGAUUUUUCUGCUUUUGGUUGUUCACAACCAAAGGGUUACCAUUGACGUUUUCGUGUCCUCAAUAAAGAUGUCUGUCUAUGCAAGAUGUCUCUUUUCCAAUU